This is a messenger RNA of Alosa alosa (allis shad), 5206 nucleotides long. It is a transcript of the gene slc7a4, whose product is annotated as solute carrier family 7 member 4. The record is from RefSeq and is a predicted model, not a curated record. Gene Ontology annotation, cellular component: plasma membrane. NCBI's taxonomy places the organism in Eukaryota, Metazoa, Chordata, Actinopteri, Clupeiformes, Clupeidae. Gene Ontology annotation, molecular function: amino acid transmembrane transporter activity. Gene Ontology annotation, biological process: amino acid transport; transmembrane transport. The transcript has 6 exons.
CGCUUAAUCGGACGGUCGUGCUGUUGUAGCGUUCGGAUCAGGAGGCUGGGAAACAUAUGCAGGCGAUAUCAAAACGGAGGUUAGUUGUGUCUGUGGCUGGACACUGAGGAAGAGGAUGGACCACAUCUGACCCCUGACAUCAUCAGGCCCCUCCCCUCCUCUCUCUCUUCUCUCUCUCUCUCUCGCGUGUGUCACCAUGGCGACGUGUGGGCGGGGCUGCCUGCCGGCCGUGCGUCUGUGCCACCGGCUGACCCGUCUGAAGACGCUGCAGGUGGACGUCAUGGCGACGUCUCUGAAGCGCUGCUUGACCACGCUGGACCUGGCGCUGCUGGGUGUGGGCGGCAUGGUGGGCUCGGGGCUCUACGUGCUCACGGGCACGGUCGCCAAGGAGACGGCGGGCCCCGCCGUGGUGCUGUCCUUCCUGAUGGCCGGCGUGGCUUCCCUAUUGGCCGCCCUGUGCUACGCCGAGUUCGGCGCGCGCGUGCCCAGGACAGGCUCCGCCUACAUGUUCACCUACGUGUCGGUGGGCGAGAUCUGGGCCUUCCUGAUUGGCUGGAACGUGAUCCUGGAGUACAUGAUUGGCGGGGCGGCGGUGGCGCGGGCCUGGAGCGGCUACCUGGACGCCAUCUUUGACCACCGCAUCCAGAACUUCACGGAGACCCACGUGAUGCGCUGGGACGUGCCCUUCCUGGCGCGCUACCCCGACCUGCUGGCGUCCGGCGUGCUGCUGCUGGCCUCCUUCAUCAUCUCCUUCGGCGUGCGCGUGUCCUCCUGGCUCAACCACAUCUUCUCCGCGGUCAGCAUGGCGGUCAUCGCCUUCGUGCUGGUGUUCGGCUUCGCGCUAGCCGACCCGCAGAACUGGGGGGCGCGUGAGGGCGGCUUCGCCCCGUUCGGCCUGUCGGGCGUGCUGGCCGGCACGGCCACCUGCUUCUACGCCUUCGUGGGGUUCGACGUGAUCGCGGCGUCCAGCGAGGAGGCGCGUGACCCCCAGAAGGCCAUCCCCAUGGCGACCGCCAUCGCGCUGGGCCUGGCCGCCACCGCCUAUGUGCUGGUCUCCGCCGUGCUGACCCUCAUGGUGCCCUGGCACUCGCUCGACCCCAACUCCGCCCUCGCAGACGCAUUCUAUCGCCGUGGAUACAGCUGGGCUGGCUUCAUUGUGGCCGUGGGCUCCAUCUGCGCCAUGAACACGGUGUUGCUUAGCAACCUGUUCUCGCUGCCGCGCAUCGUGUACGCCAUGGCGGAGGACGGGCUGUUCUUCUCGGUGUUCGCGCGGGUCAACCCGGUGACCAAGGUGCCGGUGGUGGCCAUCCUGGUGUUCGGCGGCCUGAUGGCGCUGAUGGCGCUGCUGUUCGACCUGGAGGCGCUGGUCCAGUUCCUGUCCAUCGGGACGCUGCUCGCCUACACCUUCGUCGCCGCCAGCGUCAUCGUGCUGCGCUUCCAGCCCGAGAGGACGCACGCGUCGGACGGCGGGGGACAGAAGACCGACGCAUCGUCCAGCGACACCACCUCCGCCUCAGUCACGCCCUCCCCCGGGGUCGUCGCCACGGCGACCACCCCCCCCUCAGCACCACCGCCCCCCCCCCCAGAGGCGCUGGGCCGAGGCGGCUCACGCUGACCUGCGCCGGACGACGAGAGCCCAAGAUGCAGUGGGUUCUCGGACAAGCUGCAGCUGGUGGAGCGGGACUGUUACCAUGCCGACGGGACGGGCUCGGGGGGCGUCGGGGGUGAGCGGCGUCCCACUGGUCACCUGAAGGCGCGCUGGGAGCCCUACCUGGGCCGAGCGCUGGGUCGGCUGGACCCCGGCCAGGCCGUGACGCUGGCGGUGGUGAUGCUGAUGGUCAGCGCCGUGUCGCUGUGUUCCGUGCUCGUGUUCGGGUCCGGUCCACUCCGACUGCCCACCUGGAGCUUCGGCCUCCUGCUGACCCUCUUCAGCCUCACCUUCCUGCUCAGCCUUGCCCUUAUAUGGGCACACCAGCAGAGCCCUGACCUCAAGACCUUCCAGGUUCCUCUGGUGCCGUUUGUGCCGGGUCUCAGUAUCCUGCUCAACGUGUUCCUCAUGCUCAAACUCAGCCCUCUCACCUGGAUACGCUUCACCGUGUGGCUCGCAGCAGGUCUGCUGGUGUAUUUCGGCUAUGGGAUCUGGCACAGUCUGCUGGUGUAUUUCGGCUAUGGGAUCUGGCACAGUAAGGAGGGUCUGCGUGAGCGUGAGCAGCAGGACGUGGACGUGGCGGCGCGUUACGUGGUCCUGCCCAGCGGCAGCCUGGUGGAGACCGUCCAGUCCGUCCAGCCGGAGGGCCAAGAGCACACACACACACACACACACGGACACGGACUCCACGCUGGCCCCCAAUGACCACACACACUCCAACAGAUGAGUGUUUGGGGCAGCACUGAAAGCAACCAACCCUGCUGUGCCUGUUUCCUUUUUGUUCAAGUUGUUGUUUAUUCUCUUUCUGAAAUCUUUUGUAUUUCUCUCUCUCUCACUCACACACUCUCUCUUUCACUCUCUCACUCUCUCUCUCUCUCUCUCACUCUCUCUUUCACUCUCACACUCUCUUUCUCUCUCUCACUCACUCUCUCUUUCACUCUCUCCGUCUGUGUCUGUGUUUCACUCUUUAUUGUCUUUAUUUCCUGGUGCUGUGUCCAUUUGUAACACAGUUUUGGUUUGUUUACCAAGAGAGCGGAGGCCUUUAACACAGUUUUGGUUUGUUUACCAAGAGAGCGGAGGCCUUUAACACAGUUUUGGUUUGUUUACCAAGAGAGCGGAGGCCUUUUGUGGUUGAAACGGAACAUGUGUGUGUGUGUGUGUGUGUGUGUGUGUGUAUGUACUGUGUGUGUGUGUGUGCCCUGCAGUACCCCUCGCCCUGUCUGCUCAGGGUGCUUUGCCUCCAUCAACCGUCUCAUUUAAGCUGGAGUGUUGUUAAGAGUGUUGACAGGCUUCCUCCAUGAUAGUUUGCUCUCUCUCUCUCUCUCUCUCUCUCUCUUUCUGUUUCUUUCUGUUUGCUCUGAGUUCUGUAUUUAGUUAAACAGGGUGUGUGUGUGUGUGUGUGUGUGUGUGUGUGUGUGUGUGUACUCUGUCGACAAACAAUGUCAAGUUACUGAUGGUUUUUGUUUGCUUUGCAUGGUAUAAACUGGUCUCAAUGGGUUGGCCCUGAGGUUGGUUCAUGGGCACUCCCAUGGCUAUCUGUAGCCGUCUCACAUAGAUGAUGUCAGCUGCUUCCAUGAUGACACUUCUUAUAGAAUGCUGCAUUGUUGUUGAUGUUGCUGCAGCUGCUGCUGUGUGUUUAUUUCUCUAAGUAGCUGCCGAUCCAUACCUGUGUGUGUGUGUGUGUGUGUUUGUGUGUGAGAGGGGGUGGUGAGGGUGGUGGUGGUCUCAUGGCAGUUAAACCAGUAAACAUUACAGGGUUUCAUAUAUUUUACAUACAGAGGAGAGUACUAAUCACAUAGUGAUGAUAUCAUCAUACGUGUCCCCACUGUUGUUGUUCACUGUUGGUUGUAGAGCUGAUAUGUUACCAACAGACAAAAGCUAGCUAGCUGUGGAGCUGAUACGUUACCAACAGACAAAAGCUAGCUAGCUGUAGAGCUGAUACUUUAUCAACAGUCAAAAGCUAGCUAGCUGUGGAGCUGAUACGUUACCAACAGACAAAAGCUAGCUAGCUGUAGAGAUGAUUGUUAUCAACAGACAAGACUAGCUAGCUGUGGAGCUUAUAUGUUACCAGCAGACAAAAGCUAGCUAGCUGUAGAGGUGAAACGUUAUCAACAGACAAAAGCUAGCUAGCUAGCUGUGGAGCUGAUAUGUUACCAACAGACAAAAGCUAUCUAGCUGUAUAGCUGAUACGUUAUCAACAGACAAAAGCUAGCUAGCUAGCUGUGGAGCUGAUAUGUUACCAACAGACAAAAGCUAGCUAGCUAGCUGUGGAGCUGAUAUGUUACCAACAGACAAAAGCUAGCUAGCUGUAGAGCUGAUAUGUUAUCAACAGACAAAAGCUAGCUCGCUAGCUAUAGAGCUGAUACGUUAUCAACAGACAAAAGCUAGCUAGCUAGCUAGCUGUGGAGCUGAUAUGUUACCAACAGACAAAAGCUAGCUAGCUGUAGAGCUGAUACGUUAUCAACAGACAAAAGCUACCUAGCUAGCUGUGGAGUUGAUAUGUUACCAGCAGACAAAAGCUAGCUGGGUAUAGACCUGAUACUUUAUACUUUAUCAACAGUCAAAAGCUAGCUAGCUGUGGAGCUGAUACGCUACCAACAGACAAAAGCUAGCUAGCUGUAGAGAUGAUUGUUAUCAACAGACAAAAGCUAGCUAGCUAGCUGUGGAGCUGAUACGUUACCAACAGACAAAAGCUAGCUAGCUGGGUAUAGAGCUGAUACAUUACCAACAGUCAAAAGCUAGCUAGCUGUGGAGCUGAUACGCUACCAACAGACAAAAGCUAGCUAGCUGUAGAGAUGAUUGUUAUCAACAGACAAAAGCUAUCUAGCUAGCUAGGUGUGGAGCUGAUACGUUACCAACAGACAAAAGCUAGCUAGCUGGGUAUAGAGCUGAUACGUUACCAACAGACAAAAGCUAGCUAGCUGGACAGUAGCAUUGCACACAGCAUUCCAUUAUUAAGUAUCACUGUCCAGAUGUGUGAUGCUCAUCUUUACUUGGUACCACCCCUGCUGAAAACACCAGCUAGAAACCAGCAAUAUGCUGGUAGCUGGUUUUAGCUGGUCUUUGCUGGUUUUAGCUGGUUUUUAGCUGGUUUUAGCUGGUCUUUGCUGGUUUUAGCUGGUUUUAGCUGGUCUUUGCUUGUUUUCUUCCAGCUCUAGCCAUCGUGGGUGUUGAAUGCUGGACUGAUGUGUACUGUUUCAAUGUCAUGUGUCUCAGUCCCCUGAGGCUCAGAUUCACUCUGCUGAGACGUCUACAAGUGUGUUCUGACUGAGAUUCACACGUUCAUUUCACAUACAAAGAUAUGGUAUUUAAUCAGCAGUCAUUGUAUUUAUUCAUAUUUAUUUGCCAUUAAUAUGUCUGUUAUUUAAUGCCUCUAUUUUAUCUAUUGUGUAUCUUGACAAAUGUCAGAUAUAAAACCUUACCUCUCUCUCUCUCUCUCUCCCUCCCUCCCUCCCUCUCUCCAUUAUAUGACCUGGAGUGUUGAAGCUCAAGCGCCGCUUGUGACGAGGGUCCUUGCGGUGUCCGUUCCCACGACAAAUUAAAACAUUCUCAUCUAGA